Molecule: messenger RNA, 4927 nt
Organism: Vicugna pacos (alpaca)
Lineage: Eukaryota; Metazoa; Chordata; Mammalia; Artiodactyla; Camelidae
Gene: MRPL17
Product: mitochondrial ribosomal protein L17
Biological process (GO): translation
Cellular component (GO): ribosome; mitochondrial large ribosomal subunit
Molecular function (GO): structural constituent of ribosome
Source: RefSeq, a predicted model, not a curated record
UCCCUGGAGUUUCCAGUUCCGGCCUCGUAGGGGCGGGAGGCAACCGAGAAUAUGCGGCUGUCGGUCGCCGCCGCCAUCUCCCACGGCCGCGUAUUCCGCCGCCUGGGCCUUGGUCCCGAGUCCCGCAUCCACCUGUUGCAGAACUUGCUUACGGCACUGGUGCGACACGAACGCAUCGAGGCGUCAUGGGCGCGCGUGGACGAGCUGAGGGGCUACGCCGAGAAGCUCAUCGACUAUGGGAAGCUAGGAGACACCAACGAACGAGCCAUGCGCAUGGCUGACUUCUGGCUCACGGAGAAAGACUUGAUCCCAAAGCUGUUUCAAGUAUUGGCCCCUCGGUACCAAGGUCAGAAUGGGGGCUACACAAGAAUGCUGCAGAUCCCAAAUCGGAGUCAGCAGGAUCGGGCCAAAAUGGCAGUGAUUGAGUAUAAAGGGAACUGUCUGCCACCCCUGCCCCUGCCUCGCAGAGACAGCAACCUUACACUCCUAAACCAGCUGCUUCAGGGACUGCAGAAGGACCAGGAAGCAAGCACCCACACAGCUCAAACACAGGGGAUUUAACGGGAGCCAAGAGUGAGUGGCCCUCAUCAGUGCCCAUGAUCACAGGCCUUGGGGGCUCUUUUAAUCUCUAAGAAGAACUGGAGCAGGAGUUGUAAGAUGGACCAUCUUGUUGGAGCCCAGAACCUUCUGGGAGACAGAUAACCCUCUUUGCAUAAUAGAUAAAUUCAUUGUAUGAGUAUAUGUAAACUAAUUUUUUUUUUUCUUCUCUGAGGAUUUCUGGAAAACGAGAACUAUCCAAGUAUUCAGUCUUGUAGGACAGUAAAUCCAUGUUGUGUGUUUCUGGCUCUUAAGUCUGGGUUGGGUUGGGUUAGCACAGUUUUGUUUUUCUUAAUGCCACAUUAUAUGGGGCAUGUAUCCUAAAAUUCCAAAUUGGCCCCCAAAAGUGUUUUGAUGUCUACAUAGAGACUAAGCCCCUAGGGCUUCUUAGAGAAGGAUUACUUCCUAACGGGGGGUGGGAGAGUGAACAUCUAGAAGUGAACUUUCUGCAAUAAUCAGGUACCCUAGAAACCUUCAAGGUUCCAUUCCUUUGUUUCUAGGCAGGAUCACAUAUUACCCUCAUGUGCUCCCCUCGAGCCCUGAAUGGGCCUCAGAGGAGAGGACCUGGAACUCAGAUGUACCACCACACUGGCCAGAGGAGUGGAAGCAUUCAGCAGAGGAUGUUGACUCCAGGAUAAGCUCCUUCCUCUUGGGGUGGGCUUGGAGGGGUGAAGGAGAGGCUUGAAGUGGGAGGAAGAUUAGGAAGUUAAACCUCUGGGGAUUUCCUGGAAGUUUUCAUUGUUGGCAAAUCUGGGCCUCUCUGGGAACUCAGAAAAGGGAAAUCCGGCUUCAGAAUGGUCAGGGCAUAUGAGAAGUAGGAAGCUCCUUUACGUGCACUAGUUACUUUGAAGCCAGACUUGGCCCAGCCAGGCUGCCCAUCCCUCACACUCAGAGGCUUGACUAAGGUGGUAGUCAUGGGAAGACUUGGAGCUAUCAUGCCUGCCUGAACACUUGAUAGCAGGGCCUGACAGAUCCCAUAGCUCUAGUACAGUGGGAAAAAGAAAUUUAUCUUAGGCCAGACCUUCAGAGGGUGUUUGAUCCAUUAUCUCAGAUAAUAAGAGUUGGGGUGGAGAGAGUCACUGGUCUAGCAGGUAGAUACUAGCUUCAGUGACAGAGCUAUUCUUGUGCUAUUUCAGUGCUAUUUUCAGACUGCUCCCCUAGUCUGAGAUUAAUCUCCCAACAGGGUUCUCAUCUCUUACAGCACAUAUACCAAAAUUGGAAUGAUACAGAAAAGAUUAGCAUGGUCUCUGUGCAAGGAUGACACACAGAUUCGUCAAGCGUUCCAUAUUUUUUAAAUGAAAAAUUUUUUGAAUUACAAAAGGAGUACAUGAAUCCUAUAAAAUUUAAUAAAGGCUCAGGGAUGACACAAGGGAAAUAAGAAUAUAACAGUUUUACUGAUCUGGCCUAUAAAUGGUAGCUUUUUCACCUAAAUGGGUGAAACAUACCCUUGAGUUCAUCUAGGCAAGCAUCUCUUUAAUAAACUCCAAACACCCAAGAGAGGAGUCCAGAUACACUAGAAUUCCUCCUUUGAGAAGUUCUCUGUCUUAAGGGGUUGUGCAUAGCUCAGUGGUAGAAGGCGUGUUUGGCAUGCAUGAGGUCCUAGGUUCAAUCCCCAAGGCCUCCAUUAAGGGGGGAAAAAAGUUCUUUGUCUCAAGUUCCAGUUUUUCACUCCAAGGUUCACAGUUAUGCCCACUCCCCUCAAAGGAUAACAAACUUAGUCUAGCCUCAACAGAUCAGUGACACAGUGUAAGCCCAAUAUCCAGAGGAGAUAACAACUACAAAAGUCAGGGAUUGUUUCCUUACACUCAUCUACAGUCAAAUUAGCAGGUCAUAUUGAUUUUGCUUCUCAAAUCUGUAGUCACCUCUCUCCCAGUCUGAAGUCCUAGAGAUCUCGACCCUAAAUUACUGCAACAGCCUCCUAACUUGCCUCCCUCCACACUGCAGCCAUAGUGAUAGGAAUCUGCUAUCUUAAUUCUCUGCUUGCUGAUCUCCAGUGGCUCUUUUCCUAUGGGGAAAGAAUCCAGAUUCCUUACCAUGACUCCCCUCAGUGAGUAGGCAUCUGCUCAUUGUUCCAGCUUCUUCCUUUGCUUCUAGUUCUAUGCUCCAGAACCUUGAAGGGCUUUGUUUUGACUGUUUCCCUAUGCACAGCUGCCCUUACCACCUUUUAUUCAUCUAUCACCCAGAGAACCCUCUCCCCUUUACCUACCUGCCUUGUAUACAAACUUUCAGCAUCUCCGGGGUGAUUGCUGUAACCAUCUCUACACCUAAGUUCAUUACUUUGUAACCCUAGGUGCGGCUACAGUAUUUCCAUAAUACACUGGAUUUACCAUGGUGUGUUACAAUUCCCUGCAGUGGAUUGAUUCCCAAACAUCCACCCCAGAUAAGUUUAAGGCAGUCAUGGUACUUCCAUCCCCUUGCUGUUGGUGGGUUCAGGGGUGGACAGGCCUUAACUAAUUUGAGGCCAUGAGAAUCCAUGCUCUACUCUGCUGAGUAAGAGUAAGAUUACAUGUUAUUCUGAUAAGCACAGGGAACUGGCUCUAGACUAAAGAGGACACUGAGAGUGGCAGGUCAGAACAACUGAAAGGUACUAUAUAGUAAGAAUCUUUAGUGAUUAUUCCCAUUUAUGCCUGGGUUUUCUGUUAAUUGCUACCAAAGGUAAUAUUAUUUUCUACUGUUGAAUCUUUAGGGUAGUGUUUUCCCCAAAUUCUUUUACUAUGACCCACAGGUCAAAAAACAUUUUACAUUGGAACAUAACAUUGACAUAAAUAGGUGUAAUGAAACAAAAGCAGCACAAAGCAUUUACUUGUACAGAUAUCAUGUGCACUAAUAUUGUCUACUAUUUUCUAGUUCAGUUUUUUAAAAUGAUAGUCCCAAUCCAGUAGAUUGAUUUUACAGCUCACUAAUGUUUUACAACCUGCUUUUGAAAAACACUGAUCUCAGUCAGCAUUACAGAUUUGCAGUUGCCUUUGCUGGAUAAAAUCCUGGCUUCUGUCGUGGCAGAAAGACCUGCUAUGGCCUGUUCUCAGCCACCCCUCAGGGUCAUCUACAGAUAUUUGCUACCAGCCUUCGUAGGAAACUAACUUGUUAUUCUCUGAAUAUAUCUACCUUUGUGCAUGAUGUUGCCUCUACUGUAGUGCUUGCCCUGUUUCAAGUUACCUUCUACAGGGUAUUCAGAUCUCUACUCAGGGUCACUUUUUUGAGGCCUUCUGCAAACUCUGCAUCACCCUUCAAAUGGGGCUAGGUCCAUUCCUGGGUGCGGUGAUACUCCUCACGGCAUAUGCCUGUCAAAGCAUUCAUCACACCAUACUACCAAUUACCUGUCUGCUUCACUGACUCCUUCACUGAACUGAGCUCCCAAAACUAGGAACUGGGACUCAUUUCCUCUGGAUAACUCUUUUCCUACCAUGGGACCUGAUUCAGUAUAUGCUCAAUAUAUGUUUAUUAAAUGAAGAGUAAGCUGCAUGUUGUCUACAACAGAGUCAGCUCUGGCUGAGCUUUACAAAACCAUCAACAUGGUACUCUGCAGGGACAGAGCUACGCUACACUGCAGAGUAUACCAAGGCUGAAGAAAUGGAUUCCUUCCUUUCCAGGGACUUAAGUGUUAAUAAUGACAGUCAAGAAUGUAAGCAUAUGUCUAAUUCAUUUCCCACACAUUUCAUAUUUCAUUUUCUGAAAUAUUUCUAAUCAACCUGCAGACAGAAAAUAGCUCUACAUUUUCCAAGAUGUAGCCAAAAGCUGGUCUGACACCUCUUCUCUGAAGUAUUCACUGAAUUCUGCAUAAGUUAGAGACUUUUCCAGUGAUCCAGUUUCACAGGAUACAUCUUUCACUGCAGCAGUGGCACAGUUACAUUGUUCAACACCCUUCACUAGCUGGUGAAUUCCUUGAGGGUAGAGGACAUACUAAAUAAAACCUUGUGCUGCCCAGUUGAAAACAUGAGAUGUAAUAGGCAUCUGUAUAGGUCAACUGAAUCAAUGCAUUGCACCAACUUCUUCAGCCUAGCUCUGCAUUUUAGGUUUACUAACUCCUCCCUUCCCCAGUUUCCUCUUACUUCAUCUGAAAAUGAACUUCCUGCAACGCUGAUUCCCUAUUGUUUGCUACUGGGCAAUGUCUGUACCCUUAGGGCUUUCCUCUCUGUGCCCUUAAAUGCAGAGGCAUACUGUAGCUCUCUGAAAUUAGAGACAUGAAUUUGGUAGUUAAGUUUGAGAUGCCCUAAUAAUAAAAAUGGUCUAUAUGCUUAUAUUUUGAGGAAAGGAAUUUCAACUUUUCUGUCAUUUUGUCAUUCUGUUCCACAAUAUCUGUUUAAUAUUAAAUUAAUGUUUUUAGUUCUUA